AUGUCGGACGAGCUAGCUUCCACACUUGCUUCCUUUCAGGAGUUCAUGGCCGGAGUCAGUAGACGCUUGGAUCAGAUAGAGAGUUCUCGCCAGGAUCCUCAUCCGACUGGCAUGGUCACUGACGAGACGAUUCCUCAUGCAUCUCAGACAGCACAGACUCGUCCACCUGGGGUUUCACUUGGUACUCCAUUCCAUCUGGCAGAUCAUUAUGAGACCAUUCCACCACCUACUGUCACAGUGCCACCUCCCAUGGUUCCCACUAUUGAGGAUACUCGUUUAGCCGAGCAGGAGGCCAAGGUUGAGAGGCUUGAGUCCAUGAUGAGACGGAUCAGAUUGCAGGACGGAGGUUUGACUUGGGAUGACAGAGACGGCAUACCGGCGGCUAGCUUGCCCGCCAAGUUUCGCAUGCCAGACAUCGAGCGUUACAGUGGGAUUGGUUGUCCCAAGAUCCACUUGAGACUGUUCAGCACGGUCAUGAGGGCACAUGGUAUCGAUGAUGCGCAGUUGGUGGCCCUCUUCCCUAUGUCACUUAGUGGAGCAGCUCAGAGGUGGUUUGCUUCGGUUGAGCCUUCGAGACUCCGCACCUGGGAGGAUGUGGCUCAUGAGUUUCUGACUCAGUUUGCUUUCAGUGCUGAUAUUGACGUAUCUAGACGAGAGUUGGAGGCCACCAGGCAGAGGCCAGACGAGUCUAUUUCUUCCUUUCCGAGGUUCGCGAGACGUCUUGUGGGCGUCCCAUUUCAGGACCUCAAGAGUCUGGUUCAGGCAGCUUUCAGUGUUGAGGAGGCCAUCGCUCGAGGAUUAUGGACGGAUGUUACUCCUUCCCCUGACAGUAAGGGGAAGAAGCCGAUUGGAUCAUUUGGUAGAUCUGGAGAGGUUGGCGCUAUUAGCUAUCAGUAUCGGAGGCCCGCACAUCACUCGUCUUACAGACCUCCUCCAGUCAGAGCUCCUUUCUCUUUUCCACAGUAUCAGUAUCAGCUGGAUUAUGCUCAGGAGCCUUACAUUGCUCAGACUAGCAUGCAGCCGCGACCACCACAUCCGAGAGCCGCUAUUCACCCACCGCCUAGACCUUUUGCACAGAGGCCCGCGAGACAGUUCACUCCGUUGGGCAUGACUUUGACUAGAGCUUUUGAGAAGCUCAGGGACGCUGGAGUGAUUGUUCCUUUGGUGCCGAGGCCUUUGCCCCAUCCUAUUCCUCCUCAUUUCCGUUCACAUGAGCACUGCUUGUAUCAUCAGAUUCCGGGGCACGAUACUGAGCGUUGUUCAGCACUUCAUCAUGCGAUACAGGAUUUGAUCGAUUCAGGGUUGGUCAACUUGGCUGGGCCAAGUAUGAAGUAUGACAUCAGGGAUUUCGGUAGGCAAGAGGGUGAAUUUCGUGACCUCAUUGUUGAAACUGACCAACCGAGGCUAGUUAGUCCUGUUAUCACCUCUUCAUCCACUGAUAGCGACUGGGCAGUUGCGUCAAGUCGGGCUGCCAAGAUCUAG
Molecule: messenger RNA, 1482 nt
Organism: Vitis riparia (riverbank grape)
Lineage: Eukaryota; Viridiplantae; Streptophyta; Magnoliopsida; Vitales; Vitaceae
Exons: 4
Coding region: 1-1482 (493 amino acids)
Source: RefSeq, a predicted model, not a curated record